Messenger RNA from Gaeumannomyces tritici R3-111a-1, 1593 nucleotides. RefSeq lists its product as hypothetical. NCBI's taxonomy places the organism in Eukaryota, Fungi, Ascomycota, Sordariomycetes, Magnaporthales, Magnaporthaceae. Gene Ontology annotation, biological process: proteasome regulatory particle assembly. Bases 296 to 976 code for a protein of 226 amino acids. The record is from RefSeq and is a predicted model, not a curated record. The transcript has a single exon. Gene Ontology annotation, molecular function: protein-macromolecule adaptor activity.
CAUGACCUAUGACGAACCUGGAGAGAGCUUCAUGGGAGAGCUGGAAAACAGAGGCGAUAGCUUGAACAAACGAUUUGAAAUCGACCUCCCUUCUUUUCAGUUCUGCUCGUUUCUUAGAGUCUAUUGAAGAAAAUACGAGCCUCACAACUGUGCUUCGAAAGACUAUCUGGUUCAACUGAAAUUCAAGCAUUUCACUUGCGCCUCUGAACGCUCGAUAUCAAACCGAGCCAAAAGCAGACCUUCCCAGCAGGGACCACACGCAACCGAAGACGACAAGGCAGGCAGAACCCCGGACAUGUCCUCCGAGGCCCUCCCCAUCUCGCCGGGCCGCUUCGCCGAGGCCAUCCGGGACCUGCCGCUCGCGAGCCUGCACCUCAAGGUUCUGGAGCUGCGCAACUCCAUCGCCCACCUCGACUACUCCAACGAGCAGCUGCGGCCCUUUGCCGAGGGCGUCGCGCCGUCCUUCGGCCAGGACCCGGCCGUGCCGUCGGUUCCGGACCGCGACUGCGCCGACGCCAUCGCCGAAAACGAGACCGUCAUCGCCCGCAUGGCCGAGCGCGUCCGCCUCGUCCGCGCCGAGGUCGAGCGCCGCGGCUGCAGCUGGGCCGAGUUUGAGGAGUCACCCGCCAAGGAGGAGGAGGAGGAGGAGGAGGGCGCUGGUUCUACCGCUGCCGACGCAGAGACUACCACGCCCGCUGCUGCUGCUCCCGCCGUCAACGGCACGGCCGCCGCCCCCCGCGCCCCCGCCGACACGAGCGGGCUAUCCGAGGCGUGGCGGGACGGCACCAUCCAGAUGGGCGUCAUCAGGAACGGGCAGAUCCACAUGGACGGCGACGCGCCGCCGCCCGCGGCCGCGCGGCCUAGUGCGGGCGGCAGCCUGACUGACGAGCAGCUGCGGCGGGCGCUGGAGGAGCGGAUGCGGCUUGCACAGGAGGAGGGCCAGGAUGAUACCGAUGGCGCGGGCCUCCAUCUCUAACCGUUCUCUGCACUACUCUUCCGCCUCCUCUUCCGCCUCCUCCUCUGCUCCUCUUCAUUUGCUGCUGUUUACGAGGUGCCGGCGUUUUGCGUUGGAGUAGGGACAAGGACCUGCAUUUCCCGAGGUCGGGGCCGCUGAAGGCUGGAGACAAGGGCGUGAUAUUGUCUAGCCCAUGUUGAAAAUCACACCAUAAAUACCCUAUAUGGUUGUUCAACCUGAGCGAGCAGCCUUGGCACGAUGGAUAUCUAAUCUCCAAAGUCACCAGCGGAUGUCACCCGCGGAAGCUGCUCGUUGGCUUGGCCAUUCGAAACAUGGUUAUGUUUUCGGCCGUCGUUUCCGUAUUCCAAAGUCCCGAGCCGCGUUCGGGCUAGCGCAAAGUUCCAGAUAUGGUGCCGCUGAGGCUGAAGAUGCAGAAGGAUUCCAGCUAGUGCAGCACGACACGCCCGGCGGCAUACCUAGAGUCUCGGGUUAAGAAAGGAGGACCAAGCCGUGGCUGGGCGAUAUUAAAUUAUCAAAACAAAAAUAGAGAGAACCAAAACAAUGACAUGGCGAGAUUUCCAAGAAAGCAACUUGUAUCCAUCGCAGCCCGACUCAACCCAUGCCUAUGCAGCUUUGAU